UGGUUCUGUGGACAGGUUGAUACAGCCUUCAAAUUCCUGAAAAAUCCACGAGUGGCUGGAAGUCCUCCAAAUAUACAGAGGGCGUUCCUACGCAAGAAAGGUCUGACAGACGUGGAGAUAGAGGAUGUGUUUCUGCGGGCUGGGGUGCAUGGAGGAACCAGCCUCGCUCAUGCGCAACAUUUGGCCCAGUCUCCUGCAGGACCACCAGCAUCACGGCACUCUUGGCGCUGGAGGGACGUAGGCGCUCUGUCAGCUGUCAUUGCAGCUAUCGGCUUCGGCAUCAACCGGCUGUACAAGUGGCUGGCGGCUGUUCGUGCUGCAGAAGCCCAACGUCUCACUGAUGUGGAAUCCACUGUCUCUGCAAUGGCCGCUUCACUCACCCACGCUGUGACACAACUACAGACAAGUGUCGCAGGGACCCACGAGCUUUUGUCACGUCAACAAAAACAGUUGGAGCGGCUGACAGAUGACACCGCUGUAUCCAAGGCCAGUGGUCCAUUGCUUGCAGAUCUUCGAACAGAAAUAGCUUCUAUUAAAGGUCUCAUGCUGGGGAGAAAGCAGUUCCCGUGUCCCCCGAAUUCAGCAGCCAUUCUGCCGAGCUGGCAGCUGGCAUUGAAGCCAUCUACUUCGACUGAAACAACAAUUUCUUCAACAAUGACAUCUCAGGACGUCAACGCUGCAACAAAUAAAGAGCAACAACUGCAGCCAAGGGAAAACACCGACACUUACUGGAAGCAGUGAAAAUGUCAGCAGCAGCGAUAUUUCACCCAUAAGUCAUGAAUCAGGUAAACAAGCAUUAUUUAGCUUUUGCACUGUUACUGUCUCACAAGGCUAUCACGACGGCACUGUG
This is a messenger RNA of Petromyzon marinus (sea lamprey), 850 nucleotides long. Its product is annotated as peroxisomal membrane protein PEX14-like. Lineage: Eukaryota; Metazoa; Chordata; Hyperoartia; Petromyzontiformes; Petromyzontidae. The record is from RefSeq and is a predicted model, not a curated record.